Vigna umbellata (rice bean) is the source of this 2334-nucleotide messenger RNA. Its product is annotated as scarecrow-like protein 1. The record is from RefSeq and is a predicted model, not a curated record. NCBI's taxonomy places the organism in Eukaryota, Viridiplantae, Streptophyta, Magnoliopsida, Fabales, Fabaceae.
AAUCAUUAUGAGUUUCAAAGGUUUUUCCUUCAGUUCUAAACAGUUACUUAACAGUAUAUAUAGGUUCUCAAAGCUCCCACUUGUUAAUCUUGGCAUUUGUCUUAUUUGUUGCGAUUCCACCAACCUGAAUUCCUAAUCCACCAACUUUCUUCUGUAGAAAACUGUUAAACUGUGUUAUUGCUAUUUGGCUUGGCUAUAUCUCUAUGACACUAGUCAAAGACCUAUUCUAACCUCUCUACUCUCUCUAAACACAGUUCUGAGAUUCAUACUCAUCUGUCUCUGUACACAGUGGCAGGGUAGGAAGACUGCUAUGGUCUGUCUGCUUCUUUCUUUCUAAUUCCACAGAUUAUAGUCAUCCUAGAAGGUUCAACAAGAUUACAUCACUGAGCAACUCUGCCUGCUGUACUAUUUCUCAAGGCGAAUCAUGUCAUUAGUUAGGUCUGCUGAUGUUAGACCAGGCUUGUCCUCUCAAAUUUUUGGUCCUGAUAAGCAUAGGAGCAUGUACAUGACAGAUUCUUACUCCAGCGAGAGUUAUGAGAAGUACUUCAAUGACUCUCCAACAGAAGAACUGAUAGAACCAUCUAACUCCAGCAUCUCUGAAAGUUCAAUCCCCCCUGAUGUGGCCUCUUCUUACCAGCUUACGGCCAGUUCAGAAGCUUCUGUGGUUGCCAAUAACCCAUUUGAUUGUUCUUUCAUGUCCACAGUGACACACGAUGUUUAUGAGGCAAACUAUGGAUCAGAUUUGAUGGAGAAUGGAAGCCUCGAUUCCCGUGAAAAUGAUGGUCUAAUGAGUUUAAAACUACAAGCAUUGGAGAGGGCAUUGCUUGAUGACAGUGAGGCUGAGGAGGAGGAGCUUGAAGAGGAAGACAUAUUUGAGGCUGUUCAAAGCAUGGAAAUUGAUCCAGACAUUGCAGAGUGGUCUGAUUCCAUGCAGAAUAUGGUCCUCCAUGAUUCACCAAAGGAGUACUCUUCUUCAGAUUCCAGCAUCAGCAGCAUCGUCAGCAGCACCAAAGAAAUAUCACAAAUUUCUCAGACCCCAAAGCAGCUGCUUUAUGAAUGUGCUAUUGCACUUUCAGAAGGAAACGAAGAGGAAGGAUCAUCCAUGAUAAACAAUCUCAGACAGAUGGUGUCAAUUCAAGGAGAGCCUUCUCAAAGAAUUGCAGCCUAUAUGGUUGAGGGGCUAGCAGCUCGCCUAGCGGAAUCCGGCAAAAGUAUUUACAAAGCUCUGAGAUGCAAGGAACCACCUUCUUCAGAUCGUCUAGCAGCCAUGCAGAUACUGUUUGAGGUUUGCCCAUGUUUCAAAUUUGGAUUUAUUGCUGCUAACAAUGCAAUUACAGAAGCAGUGAAAGAUGACAUGAACAUUCAUAUCAUAGACUUUGACAUCAACCAAGGAAGUCAGUACAUUAAUCUAAUCCAAACACUGGCUUCAAGGUCAAGUAAGCCACCCUAUGUUAGAUUGACUGGGGUUGAUGAUCCUGAGUCUGUGCAGCGAUCUGUUGGAGGCCUAAAGAACAUAGGACAAAGACUAGAAAAACUGGCAGAGGCACUUGGUCUGCCAUUUGAGUUCCGAGCAGUGGCAUCAAGGACUUCCAUUGUCACCCCAUCAAUGCUCAACUGUAGUCCUGGGGAAGCACUUGUGGUGAACUUUGCAUUCCAGCUUCACCACAUGCCUGAUGAGAGUGUUUCAACAGUAAACGAACGGGACCAACUUCUUCGUUUGGUGAAGAGCUUGAAUCCAAAGCUUGUGACAGUUGUGGAGCAAGAUGUGAACACAAACACUACCCCCUUCUUGCCUAGAUUUGUUGAAGCCUACAAUUACUACUCUGCUGUGUUUGAGUCACUUGAUGUUACCCUUCCAAGAGAAAGCCAGGACAGGAUGAAUGUUGAAAGGCAAUGCUUGGCCAGAGACAUUGUCAAUGUUGUUGCAUGUGAGGGUGAGGAUAGGAUAGAACGAUAUGAAGUGGCAGGAAAAUGGAGAGCAAGGAUCACAAUGGCUGGCUUCACUUCAUCUCCAAUGAGCACAAAUGUGACUGAUGAAAUCAGAAACCUCAUUAAGGUGAUGUAUUGUGACAGGUACAAGAUUAAGGAGGAAAUGGGUGCACUUCACUUUGGUUGGGAAGACAAAAACUUGAUCGUUGCUUCGGCAUGGAAGUUACCAAGAUAAUGAACUAUGUUAGUAGACACACUUAUUGUAGUACUGGUAAUGUAGUGUUUGCUUGCUUGUUUAGUGUGUAGAAUACUUCUGAUAUUUCUAUUCUAGUCUUUGCUUGCUUCUCCACAUGUACACACUAACUUACAAUCUUAAUCUAAUAACGACAUUUUCAUUUUAUCUAA